GCCGGGUGGUGACGCGUUAGGUAGCUGCCGAGGCGUCCGGCGGUCGGCCGGGCAGGUUGCGAGAGAUGGCGGAGUAUCUGGCCUCCAUCUUCGGUACCGAAAAAGACAAAGUCAACUGUUCUUUUUAUUUCAAAAUUGGAGCAUGUCGUCAUGGAGAUCGGUGUUCUCGAUUGCACAAUAAACCAACUUUUAGCCAGACAACUUGAUAUUAAGAAGAACGGUACAAAUACCAUCUUGAUUCAAAACAUCUAUCGUAAUCCCCAAAACAGUGCACAGACGGCUGACGGCUCACACUGUGCUGUGAGCGAUGUUGAAAUGCAGGAACAUUAUGAUGAAUUCUUUGAGGAGGUUUUUACAGAAAUGGAAGAAAAAUAUGGUGAAGUAGAAGAGAUGAAUGUGUGUGAUAACCUUGGAGAUCAUUUGGUUGGAAAUGUAUAUGUAAAGUUUCGACGUGAAGAAGAUGCAGAAAAGGCUGUGAUUGACCUGAACAACCGGUGGUUUAAUGGGCAGCCGAUUCAUGCUGAGCUCUCCCCUGUGACAGAUUUCAGAGAAGCUUGCUGCCGCCAAUAUGAAAUGGGGGAGUGUACACGAGGAGGUUUCUGUAACUUUAUGCAUUUGAAACCCAUUUCUCGAGAAUUGCGACGUGAGUUGUAUGGCCGCCGCCGCAAGAAGACAUUUAAAACAAAAAUACAAUCCUCUUUUGGCAUCAAUGAAAAGUUAAGUUUUCCCACUAAAGUGCCUGGAAUAUCACAGAUGCAUAGAUCCAGGUCGAGGUCCCGUGAGCGUCGCUCUAGAUCUAGAGAUCGUGGUCGUGGAGGUGGAGGCGGUGGUGGUGGUGGAGGUGGAGGCGGAGGAGGAGGAGGAGGAGGAGGCGGCCGAGAGCGUGAUAGAAGGCGGUCAAGAGAUCGUGAAAGAUCUGGACGAUUCUGAGCCAUGCCAUUUCUACCUUGUCUGUUAGAAAGUGUUGUAGUUGAUUGACCAAACAAGUUCAUAAUGGAAAUUUUUUUAAAAAGAUGGGCUUCUGAAUAAAAAUUUGUAGUGAUACAGUUUUCUUUGCGUAACUGAUUUCUUAUAAAAAAAUGUCUCUUCAUCAUUUGCUUUGACCUUAAUGGAUGAUUGGGAUAAUAAUUGCAAUGUACUGCAGAUAAGCUGUUUUUUACAUUUGGAUAUGGAUGAAGUUGUUAGUGUAUAUAAUAUAUUAAAACAUUAUAUACAUUAAAAUAUUAUAUACAUUAAAUAUGCUUAAACAUUUACUUGUUUAAGCUUCCCUCUUCUGUUAUGCUGUCUGCUUAUUUAGGUUAGCUUAGGCACAUCUAAAAGAAAGCUGUGCAAGGAGAAUUUCUUUACUCAGUCAAAUUGCUUAGCGCAUAAACCUGUAUGUUUCUUUGUUACUAAAACAUCUGUGAAUGUGGCAUUUACAAUAAAUACAAUUUUUGAAUUAAAAA
This is a messenger RNA of Elgaria multicarinata webbii, 1445 nucleotides long. It is a transcript of the gene U2AF1, whose product is annotated as U2 small nuclear RNA auxiliary factor 1. Gene Ontology annotation, cellular component: spliceosomal complex; U2AF complex. NCBI's taxonomy places the organism in Eukaryota, Metazoa, Chordata, Lepidosauria, Squamata, Anguidae. Gene Ontology annotation, biological process: mRNA splicing, via spliceosome. The record is from RefSeq and is a predicted model, not a curated record. Gene Ontology annotation, molecular function: pre-mRNA 3'-splice site binding; metal ion binding. The transcript has 10 exons. Bases 151 to 930 code for a protein of 259 amino acids.